Molecule: messenger RNA, 441 nt
Organism: Ustilaginoidea virens
Lineage: Eukaryota; Fungi; Ascomycota; Sordariomycetes; Hypocreales; Clavicipitaceae
Exons: 2
Coding region: 1-441 (146 amino acids)
Source: RefSeq, a predicted model, not a curated record
AUGCUGCCUGAGCUAACCCCCGACACUGACAUGGCAAUGGAAAUCGAACAGCGCAGAGUCGACCCGCUAGUUCGGGGCGGCCAAGACGCUGAAACCACGGGGAAGACUGCGGAAGAGGUGGGCAGGAAACCCCGGAGCGUGGCAGCAUCGCCCGCCACAAGCGGGUUGACGUGUCCCGGGCCGCUGUGGAUCAGCGGGCACCCGGCACCGUCGCAAGACCCCCGGUCUGCUGCGCAGGCUUGUGAGCGCCGCGAUGCGGCAGCACCUGUCGUGAGUCUGUUUUUGUUGGGGGAAUCCGCGAGACGGGUGACGGGCAAGGCGACGGUUCUUGACUCUCUGGAUGAGCAGAAAGCUGCUGGUCUUGUUCUUGCCCGGCUCGCUGUCCCCCACAUCCCUAUCCCCCUCUGGCAAACAACACCCCGCCGCGCAUGGAUCUGGUAA